AUGCCUCCUUCUUCCCAAGCCGACGACAAACGCCAAGCAGCCCGCGAGGUCAUUGACAUUCUUCACGAGAUUUCUACCUUGCUGAACACCCAUCUGGACCGAACAGAACUCUCGCUCUGUGUCUCGCUGAUUGAGAAUGGGGUGAAUCCAGAGGCUUUGGCCGCUGUGAUCAAGGACUUGCGGAAGGAAACCGGUGCUGCUUCGAGGGGGCUGGCUGAGCAGGCACAGCAGUAUGAGUGA
Aspergillus saccharolyticus JOP 1030-1 is the source of this 240-nucleotide messenger RNA. RefSeq names its product mitotic-spindle organizing protein 1. Lineage: Eukaryota; Fungi; Ascomycota; Eurotiomycetes; Eurotiales; Aspergillaceae. The transcript has 3 exons. Gene Ontology annotation, cellular component: gamma-tubulin ring complex; interphase microtubule organizing center; centrosome. The coding region runs from base 1 to 240 and encodes 79 amino acids. The record is from RefSeq and is a predicted model, not a curated record. Gene Ontology annotation, biological process: mitotic spindle assembly; microtubule nucleation by interphase microtubule organizing center; gamma-tubulin complex localization.